ACGACCCGCUCGACCAGUUGUGCCGCUGCGCUGCUCUGCUCUCUCUCCCUCCCAACUCCCUAGCUCCACCGGCGCGCGCGGCGAGGAAGGAGAUAAACACGGCGCCGCCGCGCAUGCAGGAGCAGCAGCUUGAGCCUGGCCGCCGGCCGGCGCAGCAGUUCGCCACCGUCGACCUUCGCCGCCCCAAGGGGUACGCCGCACCCGCGCCGCCACAGGCUUCUGCGGCUGCCCCUGCCGCUACGGCGGCGACACCGGCUGCGACGGCGGCGGCGGGGGAGGGUGACCCUUGCCCGCGGUGCGAGUCGCGGGAGACCAAGUUCUGCUACUACAACAACUACAACACCUCCCAGCCGCGGCACUUCUGCAAGUGCUGCCGUCGCUACUGGACCAAGGGCGGAACGCUCCGGAACGUCCCCGUCGGCGGCGGCACGCGCAAGAAGCCCUCCACCUCGUCGCCGUCCUCUUCCUCGUCAUCCGCUGCCUCCGCCGCCAAGCGACAGAAGCCUUCCAAGAAGCGCCGCGUCACGCCCACCGAGCCCACAGAGACCUCUGUCCUCACGCCGACGGCUGCUGACUCCACCAAGACCGAGACGACCGAAGCAACGACAGAGAAGACGACUUCAACGACGACGACGACGAAGACAACUACACCGCCGGUGGCCGACACCGCCAGCGAGAUCACCACGGAGCUCGUGGUCCCAGCUGUAGAGGAGGACUCCUUCACGGACCUCCUGCAGCCGGACUCCGCCGCCGUCACCCUCGGGCUGGACUUCGCCGACUACCCAUCCUUAACCAAGGGUCUCGCCGACCCGGACCUGCACUUCGAGUGGCCACCGGCGGCGUUUGACGUGGCCUCCUACUGGCCGGCCAGCACCUGGUUCACCGACCCGGACCCGACCGCCGUCUUCCUCGACCUUCCAUGAGCUCGCUCACUCGCGGCGCAGGCUCCGGCGCGCCGCCCGCGCAGGUGCAUGUGGGUCUCCGCUACACCCGAUGAUGAUACAUCGAUUCCGAUUAAUUAGUAAAUUGCGCGUGGGGUAUAUGGUGAAAAUGAUGACCUUAAUCUUAGUUUUUUGAGAUUAGUGGCCGUGUUUUACUCUGAGAUGGCUAACUCAACCAAGUUUGGGUUGUUUUCAUGUGUAUAACUUAUCAAGGCUUGGGCUUUUUCUUACA
Molecule: messenger RNA, 1173 nt
Organism: Oryza brachyantha (malo sina)
Lineage: Eukaryota; Viridiplantae; Streptophyta; Magnoliopsida; Poales; Poaceae
Product: dof zinc finger protein MNB1A-like
Exons: 1
Coding region: 114-923 (269 amino acids)
Biological process (GO): regulation of DNA-templated transcription
Molecular function (GO): DNA binding; DNA-binding transcription factor activity
Source: RefSeq, a predicted model, not a curated record